UUAAAGCGGGAAGUGAAGCCUCGCCUUCGGAAGGCGGUAAUGGAAUUCGAGUGUUCAAAUCUGAGUGCGUGGAAGGAAGCCCUCUCCUCUUAUUCCUCCCGCAUUGAAUCUCUCAACAAACCCAAUCUGGUUUCUCUAGAUGACUUUUACCGCAACCACCUCCCUCCUCUCCUCCGCCGCCGGAACCCUAACCCCUACCUCACCACCUCCGACCUCUCCGACCUCAUGCGCUGGAAGCUCACACGUGGCAAGUGGCGGCCGAGGUUGUUGGAUUUUGUUUCGGCGUUGGACGAUUCGGCGGUGAAAUCGGCCUCCGAGAAGGCGUUCGGGUCGCUUCCGGACCUCUCAAAGGCGGUGAAUGAGCUCACUGUGCUCAAAGGCGUGGGUCCGGCCACGGCCUCGGCUGUUCUGGCAGCUUAUGCGCCGGAUGUGGCACCCUUCAUGUCCGACGAGGCCAUGGAGGCAGCUCUUGGUAAUAGCAAGGACUAUUCACUCAAGCAGUAUCUGUUGUUUGCGGAGAAGCUGCAGACGAAAGCCAAGGAAUUGAGUGCAGAUGGGGAAACCUUCACACCAUCAGAUGUUGAAAGAGCUUUAUGGACUUGUGCUGUAGCGGCCAAAUUGGUAUCUUCACAGUCAGAUCUAGACUCCAGAGUUCAUGAUAGAACUAAAAACCCCGAGAAAAAGAGAAAGCGCUGAUUUGCUCAGAGUGAGUUGGUGAAUAUAUUGACAGUUUGACACAAGUGAAUUCAAAACACAUCAAAACGCUUUUUGACUGAGCUCAAAUACACAGCCGGCCAUUACAUUUUCAAGACUUGACUGACUGGCAUCCAAGCACCAUGUGCUCCACAUCCAAUCUUAUGGAAUAAAAGGAUUAAAAGUAAAAAAGAAUGGAGAAAUUAUUUACUUUUUUAGUAAGACAAAAUUGGACUGAACGAAGGAGGCUCCUUGGAGUUGGAAGGAUGUGCGCGA
Molecule: messenger RNA, 969 nt
Organism: Argentina anserina (silverweed cinquefoil)
Lineage: Eukaryota; Viridiplantae; Streptophyta; Magnoliopsida; Rosales; Rosaceae
Exons: 5
Coding region: 40-696 (218 amino acids)
Source: RefSeq, a predicted model, not a curated record